UACAUUAAAGGGGACGUUAUAGCAAGACGGUGUUGUUCAGUCUCUAUGAUUCAGUUCAUCGUCUGUUUUAUUGCGUACACGUUUCCACCAGAAUAAUAUUCAACACAUCCAUUCUUCGUCCAGGAUCAGGUCCUCUCAGGGUAGGUUAGCCUGAUACCAAAGAGACGCGGGAGUGAGAACAGUUAGCUUAGCUUGCCACAUGCCUACAAAGAGACAUCAGAAGUGAUCAGCACGUCGCUAAGCAGAGCUCAAGUGUGAGUGCAAAGUGUCGCGAUUGUGUGAAAAUGUGCGAAAGAACGAUAGCAGAGUACGAGGAGGAACUUUCUCGAACAAAAGAGGAGAACGAGCGACAACAUCAACCACUGGACGCUGCUAUCAAGAAGCUUCGAGUUGUGUUACACAGAGCAGAUGUCAGCAAAGAACAUCUUCACCCUGAGCAGCAGCAGUGGAGCUCCAGGAUGGAGCAGGAGGUGCCACACCCCCAUCACAUUAAAGAGGAAGAGGAAGAGCCACAGCCCCUCCAUGUUAAAGAUGAAGCCGAGGUGCCACACCCCCCUCACAUUAAAGAGGAAGAGGAGGAACCACUGAACCUCCAUGUUAAAGAUGAAGCGGAGGUGCCACACCCCCCUAACAUUAAAGAUGAAGAAGAGGAGCCACUGCCCCCCCAUGGUAAAGAGGAAGAGGAGAAGCACAGCAUCAGUCAGGAGGGAGAGCAUCUUGAAGGAUUGGAGUUCCCAGUGAUUGGUGUCCCUGUGAAGAGUGAAGAUGAUGAAGACAAAGGUGAAAGUGAGGAGAAGAGAGAGGUGGAGCCUCCAAGCAGCAGCUCAACUCAACACAUGACAACAGAAGCUGAUAGAGACCACUGUGGAGGAUCACAAGCAGACAACCUCUUAGCUCCACUAUCAGAUAGUGACGACACAACGUCACACUCUCCUGACACUGAUGAUGAAGACUCUAAAGCUGAUAUGACAUGUCACACUGACAACACACACUUUAAAUGCUCUCACUGUGGAAAAACUUUCAAUCGCCGUAGUAAUCUGAAAACACACAUGAGAAGUCACACAGGUGAAAAAGCAUUCAUGUGCUCAGUCUGUGAUAAAAGAUUCUCUCGGAAGGAAAGUUUGACACGACAUACUAGAUUGCACACGGGAGAGAAACCUUUUUCCUGUUCAGUGUGUGGUAAAGGUUUUGCACAAAAACACCAUUUGAGAACACACAUGAGAACACACACUGGAGAAAAACCAUAUUCCUGUUCAGUGUGUGGUAAAGGUUUUGCAUGUAAAGGUGACUUGAAAAAACACAUGACAACACACACUGGAGAGAAACCACAUUCCUGUUCAGUGUGUGGCAUACGUUUUGCACGAAAACCUAAUUUGACAGUACACCUGAGAACACACACUGGCGAAAAACCAUAUUCCUGUUCAGUGUGUGGUAAAGAUUUUGCAAAAAAAGCAAAUUUGAAAAGACACAUGACAGCACACUCUGGAGAGAAUCCAUAUUCCUGUUCAGUGUGGGUUAAAGGUUUUGCACAACAAGGUGAUUUGAGAAAACACACAACACAUACUGGAGAGAAACCAUAUUCUUGUUCAGUGUGUGGUGUAGGUUUUGCAUAUAAAGUUGAUUUGAAAACACACAUGAGAACGCACACUGGAGAGAAACCAUAUUCUUGUUCAGUGGGUGGCAAAGGUUUUGCACAAAAACCUGCUUUGACAACACACAUGAGAAGACGCACUGGAGAAAAACCAUAUUCCUGUUCAGUGUGUGGUAAAGGUUUUACAUAUAAAGGUGAUUUGAAAACACACAUGAGAACACACACAGGAGAGAAACCAUAUUCCUGUUUGGUUUGUGGAAUAGGUUUUACACAAAAAGGUAAUUUGAAUAAACACAUGAGAACGCACACUGGAGAGAAAGUGUUUAGUUGCAGUGUGUGUGGUGAAAGAUUCUCUUAUAAGUACCAGCUUAACAAUCACACGUGUGCUGGUGAGAACAGCAGCAGUAAAUGAAGCUGCAGGACUUUAAACUGUUCAGACCUUGACAGCUUUGACUUUGAAAGUUGUUUGUUUCUGUUUUGUUGUUGCUGAUGUUGUCUCUCUCUCUGUAUUGUCCCUCUCGUGUCCCCGCAUUCCCCACUCUGUCUUAUUUUGUCUUCUCUAUCGCCGCCAAAUUUGCAUAACAAUAAACGUCAAAU
Molecule: messenger RNA, 2188 nt
Organism: Dunckerocampus dactyliophorus (ringed pipefish)
Lineage: Eukaryota; Metazoa; Chordata; Actinopteri; Syngnathiformes; Syngnathidae
Product: gastrula zinc finger protein XlCGF57.1-like
Exons: 2
Coding region: 285-2003 (572 amino acids)
Biological process (GO): regulation of DNA-templated transcription
Molecular function (GO): RNA polymerase II cis-regulatory region sequence-specific DNA binding; DNA-binding transcription factor activity, RNA polymerase II-specific
Source: RefSeq, a predicted model, not a curated record